This is a messenger RNA of Gryllus bimaculatus (two-spotted cricket), 1037 nucleotides long. The record is from the annotation of a GenBank genome assembly. Lineage: Eukaryota; Metazoa; Arthropoda; Insecta; Orthoptera; Gryllidae.
GCUGUAUUGAUAUGUCGUUGAAGUUGCCUGUGGUAAAAAAAACUUUAGCAAGCCCACUGUUUGUGACUUGGAAGAUUGGAAAGGACAGGCGGUUACGAGGCUGUAUAGGCACUUUUAAUGCUAUGAACCUCCAUUGUGGAUUACGUGAAUAUGCAGUGACCAGCCCCAUCACCCGUGAUGAAUUCUCCAAGCUGCAUGUGUCAGUGUCCAUCUUGCGUCAUUUCGAGGAUGGUGUUGACUAUUUGGACUGGGAAGUGGGUGUCCAUGGAAUUCGGAUAGAAUUCCAUAACGAGAAGGGCAGCAAGAGAACUGCCACGUAUUUACCUGAAGUUGCUCCAGAGCAAGGCAUGUAUAUUCGGAUAAGCUGGGACCAGAUCCAGACAAUAGAUUCCUUACUGCGCAAGGGUGGAUACAAAGGUUCUGUGACACCUGAUAUUAGACGUGCCAUCAAGUUAACCCGUUACCAGAGUGAGAAGAUCUCUGUGAGUUAUCAGGAUUAUCUAAAUCAUUGGCAUACUGUGGGGCCCUCCUGGCCCCAGCAGUGGUGCAGUGGUGUGGACUGCACCACCUCAAACAAUGACUCUGCACCAUCAGACUCAGUCACAGACUCCUCCCUUAGUAUUGCCACAAGCACCGCCACCAAUGUUGCAUCCGCAGUUUCCAACGCCGUCAACGUCAUACGUGCCACAGUCGUUCAUCUUGAACCAUCACCAGCCUCCUCUUCAUCAGGUCCCUCCCCCGUCGUCUGUCGUGCACUGGUGGGACCAGACGACUCCCGGGCCCUCGACCCUGUACCACCUACCACCUUGCCAAAACAACCAGGAUGUUUCGAACGCUUCUGCCAGUUUUGGUGGACACUACACUCAUCAUCAAAAGCCCACCGCGCCCUCGAGUUGCUGGAGGACUACCACGAGAAGCUGACGAAGCCCCAGGACAAGCAGCUGCGCCUCGCCAUCGAGCGCGUCAUCCGCAUCUUCAAGUCGCGCCUCUUCCAAGCUCUGCUAGGUGAGUCUUCGCCGCCCGGCCGAAUGCAUGCG